This is a messenger RNA of Leopardus geoffroyi (Geoffroy's cat), 6436 nucleotides long. RefSeq names its product AGBL carboxypeptidase 1 (gene AGBL1). The transcript has 23 exons. Gene Ontology annotation, molecular function: zinc ion binding; metallocarboxypeptidase activity. NCBI's taxonomy places the organism in Eukaryota, Metazoa, Chordata, Mammalia, Carnivora, Felidae. Gene Ontology annotation, biological process: proteolysis; protein side chain deglutamylation; C-terminal protein deglutamylation. The record is from RefSeq and is a predicted model, not a curated record. Bases 275 to 3640 code for a protein of 1121 amino acids.
CUCACGCUGGUGCCCUCUCCACCCCCAUGCCCAAAUGCUCAGCCCUCCCCGGGCCGGGGCUCACCUAAUCCCCACAGUGGGAGUCGGGGGGCAUUUGCGCCUGAGCCGAGGGCUAGGGUUGCAGCGUGGUGACUUCACACUCAGCAGCAUGUGCAGCUGAGGCCUCCGUGCAGCAGGCUCCCGCGAGGUGGGCAGCGAGGUCAGCUUGGCAGCCGCUGCCUCUCCAGCCCCGAUCUGGCCGCAGGCAGCCGGUUUCCCGAGACCCAAGGAAGGGAUGGCUGAACAAGAAGCCAGUGGGCUGCAGGUCCUGCUGCGCACGCUUCAGAACUGCUCUGACAGGGAGUCCAUCCUGAACAUCCUCCAGGUUCUCGGAGAUCUGCUUUCUGUUGGCACUGACCGAAGGAUUCGCUACAUGAUCAGUAAGGGUGGCAGCGAGGCCCUUCUGCAGACCCUGGUGGACACAGCGAGGGCAGCCUCUCCAGACUAUGAUGUCCUCCUGCCCCUGUUCCGGCUGCUGGCCAAAGUUGGCCUACGAGAUAAAAAGUUUGGACAGAAGGCACUGGAGUUGGAAGCACUUGAUGUGACGUUAAUUCUGGCCAGGAAGAACCUAUCUCACAGUCAGAACCUCCUCCACUGUCUCUGGGCUCUGCGUGUGUUCUCCUCCAGUGUCACCACAGGAGCCAUGCUGGGAAUUAAUGGAGCAAUGGAACUUCUUUUCAAGGUCAUCACCCCUUACACCCAGAAGCGCACCCGAAUAAUCAGGGCCGCCACCGAAGUUCUGGCAGCAUUGCUGAAAUCCAAGUCUAACAGCCGCAGGGCUGUGAACAGAGGCUACGUCACCAGCUUGCUCAGGCUGCAUCAGGACUGGCACGGCCAUGACACAGCCAAUACCUAUGUGCUGAUCCGCCGGACGCUUCUGCUCUGCCUCAAGCACAUUGCCAACCUCCGGUCUGGCAGGGAGGCCUUCCUGGCAGCUCAGGGCAUGGAGAUCCUCUUCAGCACCACACAGAACUGCCUGGAUGACAGAAGUUUGGAACCCAUCGUCUCCGUCGUAGUUCAGAUCCUGAGACAGUGCUACCCAAAGAGCCCACUUCCCUUGGUCACAGCCACCAGUGCCUACGCCUUCCCAGUCCCUGGGAGCAUCCCUUCCGAACCUCCGUGUGUUCUAACUGAAGAGGAUUUUGAAGAUGACGCUGAUGAAGAAGUUGAUAAAGAUUCAGAUUCUGAAGAGGUGAAAGACCAAGAUGAUGAUUUGGAAACAGAUGUGAACAAGCUGAGUUCCAAACCUGGUCUUGACCGACCCGAGAAGGAACUGAUGCAGUACGAGGCGAUGUGUCUUGAGCUCUCCUGCAGCUUCGAGGAACUCAAGUCUCAAUCUGGAGAUGAUUUGAAGUUCGAAGAGACUCAGUAUGCCAAUCAUCACCACAUUCCAACUGUCGCCUCCCCAAAGUGGCAUGGUUUGAAUAAGGACCAAAGUUCUUGGAAGCAAGGAAGAGAAGAUAUGGUCCAGACUUCCCUUCUGAGCAAGGUGAAGAUGGGGAGGUCCACCAUGCAUCCAGCCUCCAGAAAAGGACCUGGGAUGAACCCAUGCCAAAACAUGCAAUCCAAUGGAUUUGGGAUAGAUUCUUCUGGAAAAGAAAUCCCUGACAUUCAAGCUUCCCUCAAACAGGAUGCUUGGGACAUAGAUGUUAUUUCCUGCCCAAUGAUUAGUGCCUCCUUUUCCAAUUCCGCUAGGCCUAGAGAAACUGAUGAAGUAAUAGAUAAGCUUCUGCAGACACAUCCCAAGCCUGUCCCCUUCCAUGACCCCUGUCUCUAUAUGGCCAAAGCAAGAAGAACCAGAUCUGUGGCCGACUUCAAGACGAUGGCAUUUCCUGACCUCUGGGGACAUCGUCCACCACCCUCUGCCCAGUCGAUGUUGGAACGCAAAUGUGGAGUCCAAAGGAUCAAGAUAUUUGAGGAUGUCCGGAGGCUCAUCCAGCCAACUGAUAUUAUAAAUAAAGUCGUCUUCAGUUUAGAUGAACCUUGGCCUUUGCAAGACACUGCUUCCGAUUGCUUGCGGUUCUACUCCAAGUUUGAGUCAGGAAAUCUCCGCAAAGCCAUCCAAGUGCGUGAGCUGGAAUAUGACUUGCUGGUCAACGCUGAUGUGAAUAGCAGCCAACAUCAACAGUGGUUCUACUUCAAGGUGAGCGGCAUGAGAGCUGCUGUUCCGUACCGCUUCAACGUCAUCAACUGUGAGAAGCCCAACAGCCAGUUUAAUUACGGAAUGCAGCCAACUCUGUAUUCUGUGAAGGAGGCUCUUCUUGGCAGACCCACCUGGAUACGGAUGGGCUAUGAAAUCUGCUAUUACAAAAAUCAUUAUCGCCAGAGCACUGCUGUCACAGGGGGAGCAUCUCAGAAGCAUUUUUAUACCCUCACCUUUGUGGUCAACUUCCCCCACAAUGAGGACGCCUGCUACCUGGCCUACCACUAUCCCUACACCUAUACUGCCCUCAUGACUCACCUUGACAUCCUGGAAAAAAGUGUGAACCCCAAGCAAGUAUACUUCCGCCAGGAUGUUCUCUGCCAGACUCUGGGAGGGAAUUCAUGUCCAUUGGUGACCAUCACAGCCAUGCCCGAGUCUGAUAGUGCUGACCACCUGGAACAGUUCCGGCAGCGUCCAUGCCAGGUGAUCACGGCCCGAGUGCACCCAGGAGAAAGCAAUGCCAGCUGGGUGAUGAAGGGGGCCUUGGAGUUCCUGGUCAGCAGUGACCCUGUGGCUACACUCCUGAGGGAAAACUUCAUUUUCAAGGUCAUCCCCAUGCUCAAUCCCGAUGGUGUCAUCAAUGGCAAUCACAGAUGCUCACUGAAAGGGGAGGAUUUGAACAGACAAUGGCUCUCUCCCAGUGCCCAUCUCCAGCCAACAAUCUACCAUGCCAAAGGACUCCUGUACUACCUGAGCAGUAUUGGCCGAAGUCCCAGGGUCUUCUGUGAUUUUCAUGGCCACUCUCAAAAGAAGAAUGUAUUCCUUUAUGGUUGUAGCAUCAAGGAGACCUUGUGGCAAGCAGAGUCUGCUAUGGGCACAUCUACUGUCUUGGAAGAUGUCGGCUACAGGACUCUUCCCAAAAUCCUUGAUAAGCUAGCUCCAGCAUUCACGAUGAGCAGCUGCAGUUUCCUCGUGGAGAAAUCCCGAGCCUCCACAGCCCGGGUGGUGGUGUGGAGAGAGAUGGGGGUGUCCAGAAGCUACACAAUGGAAAGCAGCUACUGCGGCUGCAACCAGGGGCCCUAUCAGGGUCUACAGUUUGGAACCAGUGAACUGGAGGAGAUGGGAGCCAUGUUCUGUUUGGGUCUCCUCAUCUUGGAACUCAAAUCUGUAAGCUGUAGUCAUCAGCUCCUGACCUGUGCAGCAACUCUCCUGAAUGCUGAGGAAGAGGCUCUGGACCACCACCUCCAGCGAUGCAGCAGCAGCAGGAGCAGCGUCACUUCAGAACUGGAUGAUGAGCCCCCCUGCAUGGAGGAGAUUGAUUACAGUACAGACAACAGCUCAGACCAGGAAGGAAGCUUCUCUGAGCUGGACCGGCAGAUCCAGGAGUGUGCUUUCAACAAGGAUGAGGGAGGGGAAGAGGAGGAGGGGUCAGGACAGGGAAGAAAAGCCAUCCCAUAGCUCCAGGGUUGUAGUGAGUUCCAAGUGCCUAAUCAUUGGACUAACGGCUAAGUAGUUUCUUCACCAUCAGAAACUACAGUGUUGGUGCAAAAAACCAGCCCACGUGAGCUCAGCAACCUAUUUCCAGAUUUUGUUCUAGUGUCACUAUGCAUAGAGACUGGCUACUUCAUAAUUAUACCAUUUUACAGACAUAGUUAGGUGGCCUUUGGAGCCCUUGCAUGCUGCCAUUAUGCUAGAAUGGGCUGCUUUCAGGAUUACCAUGGAUCCUCUCAACACUAUUCUGCGCUCCUCUCCAUUCCUAUGCUUGAAGUCGGAGCAGACUGGAAGGAGGAGUUGAGGCUACUUUUUGGCUUCUCAGCCAGAUUUCUAUGUGGUUGUUUAAGUUGUUCUAAAUAUGAGUAUUACCUCCUAUUGUUGUCCUCCUACUAUAGCAUCUGAGCUCCUCAGCACAAAUUGUGAGCCCUACUGAGACUUCUGAGAGUCCUAGCAGCAUAUUUAGUUUCUGAAUUAUUGAACACGAAAGGCUGCACAAUCAAAAAUUUGCAAGCAUCAUACUUGGUCUGUUUUAACAGUAUAUAUUUUACAGAUCCAGUAUAAACCAGGACCCGUCCUAGGUUCUAAGGGAGAAGGCACAAUACUGAAUAAGACAUGGCCAAUGGUUUCUACAAACUUGAAAAUCCUAUGAAUUCAGGUCACUAACCAUAAUGCUGGGAGGCAGCAAGCCAUACUGGAAAAAUCAUUCACUUCAGGCUCAGACAGAUGUGGCUCAUAUCUUGAAUCUGGCAGCCACUUGUUAUGAGAACUAAGGCAACUAAUUAAAUUUCCCCAAACCUCAGUUUUCUUAUACAUACAAUUGAGAUGAACAUGUCUAUAUCAUAUCUUUAUCAUAAAGUUAUCAUAAAGAUGAAACAAGAUAAUAUAUAAUAAUAUAAAGGAUUGGCACAUGGUAGACGCUCAACAAUGUUGGCCUCUUUUCCUCCAUAGUACAAGUAGAACAUUCUGUAUGAGCACUUUCACAGUUACACAAAACAUUACCUAAAGUCACAUGGUUGGAAAGUACUCCCUCUUCCUGGAGGGGAUUGGGAAGGAGGUUACAUAGGAGCAGAGUGUAGGAGGUUGGAAUGUCAUAGAAUAAGUGAAAUGGAGCAAGAGCCUUCAGCAUGCAGAGGCAAAUAGAUUAGAGAUUUAGACGACGUCAUAUACAGGGCCCAUGCAGAAAGGAUGAGAAGGGGCAUGGAAGACAGGUACUGAAUGACAGAUAAGAUGGAGAGGAUAUGGUAGAUCAAACUUACAUUUGUCCAGAUGCCAUAUAUAUAUUUAGUUAUGGUUAGGUUUGGCUCUGAGAGAUGGAAAAUCCAAAAUUGCAGUAGUUUUUGUGAAACAGAAGUCUAUUUCUCUUUUGUGUGGUUUCCAUAUAGAGGUAAGCCAGAGCUGGUGUCAUAGGUACAUGGUGUCCAGCACUCAACUUGUAUGGGCUUCCAGGUCUGCUGUGUGUUGGUUGGUUUUACUCUUAAUCUAAGAUGGCUGCUAAAGCGUCAGCCUUUGUAUCUACAUGUCAGCCGGCAAUAAGAAAGAUAGAAAAAGAAGAACACAGUCUCUGUCUUUCAAAAGCCAUGCAUUAUGCUUCUCCUUAAUCCCACCAUCUAGAAAGAGGUCCUAUGACCGCAGGUAGCUGCAAGAGAGGUUGGAAAAUAUAGUCUUUAUUUGAGGUGGGCCUAGGGAAAAGGAAAUAAUACAAACUGGAGAUCAAAUACUGCCAAAUACUUUCCUUGAUAAACCAAUCACCACCAAGAGAUUUGGGAAACAAUCAUCUCAGAAAAAACUCAUAGCAACCCUCUAGACCAGCAGAAAACCACACAGUAAAACUUUGCCAUAAUGUAGCCCCAAGGCAUAGGAGAAAGUCAUGUGUGCUAUGAUUUAAGGAGCUGAUGUUAUUAUUAUUAGUAGUAGUAUUAUUAUUACCACUACUAUUAUUAUUUAUAGUCUCUUCUUUUUCCAACUCCUUUCCAAAUUUCUUUGCUAUAGUUCAGAAAUCCUAUAUCCAUUCUUUGCACUAAGACACUCAGAUGUCUAUAACAUAUAUAAGAGGUUUAAGGGAAAUAACAAAGACAUUGAAUUCAAAUCCCAGAUAACAGCAGUCCUGAACUUCUCUCAUAAACCUUUCCACUCUUAAAUAGAAGAUAACAUAAAGUUUCUGUUCUUUCCUUGCUUUGAGGAGUCAAGAAGAUAGUUUUGCUGAAAAUGUAACUGUCAGGAAGGACAGAAAUAAUACUAACUCAUCAUCACCACUUUGUUCCCCAGCUCAAAUUGGUUUAUGGGAUGAGCUUCUCAUUACCUGAUAGGUUUCUGAGAAGAAAGUGAUCAGGACAUUGUAAAUUUCUAUGUAGCAUGUUCGGGGAAAGCCAGGGACAUGGAACAUGUGGUUUGUCUAUGUAACAAACAUAUAUUGAACACCUAUUAUGUGUCCUGUACUUUACUAAGCUCUAAGGAUGCAGAGAAAAGGACCCACUCUGCUUGCAAGUUGUUUGCAGUUCAGUGGGAAAGAUGAGCAAUACACACUUUAAUACAGUGGCACAUGCCUUUGUGAAGCUUGUGUUGGUAGACAGUGUUGGAAUCACCAAAUCUAAUGGAGCAGCAGUGGUGGGAAACAUUACCAAGAUGUGAUAAUUGAAGUGAUUCUUGAAGGAUGUACAAGGGUUUUCAGGUAAAAAGGAGAAGAAGCAUGCUAAGAAGUAGAAAGAGAUUGUGCAAAAGCCCUGUGUUGGGGUUACAGCUUGAAAUAAAAUGGUGAAUGUG